This is a messenger RNA of Oncorhynchus mykiss (rainbow trout), 2840 nucleotides long. The record is from RefSeq and is a predicted model, not a curated record. NCBI's taxonomy places the organism in Eukaryota, Metazoa, Chordata, Actinopteri, Salmoniformes, Salmonidae.
UGAUGCUAUCUCAAUAAAGGUGAAGGAGGAAGACUUUUUGGGAGUGAAAGAGGAAGAGACAGAAUAUCAGAUUAACACCAGAGAGACACAUGACUAUCGUGGAUCCUCUGGGAAGCCUCAACAACAUCCUGAUGCUGACGAGGAAGAGAAGAGUCUCUCCAGAUCAGAACACCAGAUGGACAACGCUAGCCCUUCCACCCUCUCGGAGUCCCCGUGUCAUGCCUCUCCUGUUAGCACCUUGCUGCUGGUGGACUGCAGGAAAACAAUGGGGCUGAGUGGAACUGUGGGAGGAGGAGAAGAGAGGAAAGGAUCAGAUUUGACUCAAAGAGAAAGACCAGACUCAGAGGAACCAGAGCCAGGGACGUCCAAACCAGCAAGACGACACCAGUGCUCCCACUGUGGAAAGGGUUGUAACCGGUUAUGGGACGUGAAACAACAUGAGAAAAUACACACAGGGGAGAAGACUUACCACUGCUCCCAGUGUGGAAAGAGUUUUAACCAGAAAGCACACCUGAAAGCUCAUGAGAGAAUACACACAGGGGAGAAGCCUUACCACUGCUCCCAGUGUGGAAAGUGUUUCAACCGGCCAGGGCAUCUGAAACUGCACGAGAGAAUACACACAGGGGAGAAGCCUUAUCACUGCUCCCGGUGUGGAAAUAGUUUUAACGAUUUAGGGAAACUGAAACGACAUGAGAGAAUACACACAGGGAAGAAGCCUUAUCACUGCUCCCAGUGUGGAAAGAGUUUUAUCGGUUUAGGGAAACUGAAACGACAUGAGAGAAUACACACAGGGGAGAAGCCUUACCACUGCUCCCAGUGUGGGAAGGGUUUUAAUGAGAAAUCAAACCUGAAAGUUCACGAGAGAAUACACACAGGGGAGAAGCCUUACCACUGCUCCCAGUGUGGAAAGAGUUUUAACAAUUUAGGGACCCUGAAACAACAUGAGAGAAUACACACAGGGGAGAAGCCUUGCCACUGCUCCCAGUGUGGAAAGAGUUUUAACAAUUUAGGGAACCUAAAACAACAUGAGAGAAUACACACAGGGGAGAGGCCUUACCACUGCUACCAGUGUGGAAAGUGUUUCAUCCGGUCAAAGGAGCUGAAAAGACAUGAGAGAAUACACACAGGGGAGAAGCCUUAUCACUGCUCCCAGUGUGGAAAGAGUUUUAACAAUUUAGGGAACCUGAAACAUCAUGAGAAAAUACACACAGGUGAGAAGCCUUACCACUGCUCCCAGUGUGGAAAGUGUUUCAACCGGUCAGGGGGGCUGAAACGACACGAGAGAAUACACACAGGGGAGAAGCCUUUCCACUCCUCCCAGGGUGCAAAGCUUUUGCCCAUUUAGGAAGCCUGAGAGAACACAUGAGACUGCACACAGAGGAGAAUGCUGACAAAAGGCCAGACUGUGAGAAAACAUAUUACUCAUAACAGUCACUUAAACGUCUUUAGAGAAUCCACACAGGAGAGAGAAAUGACUUCUCUUAGCGUGUAUAUUGAUAUUUCACAUCACAUUGACUUAAAAUUCAUCAGAGAACACACACAGUGCUCCCGUUGUCUUAUAUUGUACACUGACAAUGUGUUAACCUGUUUUUACCAUAUUAAAUUGUUUCUUCCAAUUAUUGAUAAACAUGUACCUGUUAAGAAACUGACUGUUAGAACUGUUAAGGCUCCAUGGAUUGAUGAGGAAUUUAAAAACUGUAUGGUCAUUGGUAAAAAUAGAAAAGAGUUGAGGUCCUGGAAAGAGUUUUAACCAGAAAGGACACCUGAACCAACAGGGGAAAAUACACACAGGGGAGAAGCCUUAACACUGCUUAACACUGCGAUUUGGUUGGGUUGUGUAUCGGAGGACGCAUGACUUUGACCUUCGUCUUUCCCGAGCCCGUACGGGAGUUGUAGCGAUGAGACAAGAUUGUAGCUACUAACAAUUAGAUACCACGAUAUUGGGGAGAAAAAGGGAGGUAAAAUUAAACAUUUUAAAAAUUAAAACACAUGAGACUGCACACAGGGGAGAAGCUUUACCACUGCUCCCAGUGUGCAAAGCGUUUGCCCAUUUAGGAAGCCUGAAAGAAUACAUGAGAAGGCUUACAAAAUACUCAGACUGUGGGAAAACAUAUUACUCAUCACAGUCACUUCAACGUCAUAAGAGAAUCCACACAAAAGAGAAGAAUUACUUGUAAUAUUGAUAUUUCACAUCACAUUGACUUAAAAUGAAUCAGAGAACAUACACAGUGCUCCUGUUGUCUUAUAUUGUUGACUAAGAAUGUGUUUACUUGUUUUUACCAGAUGAAAGUGAAUUGUACAAAGUAUACUUAAACAUAUAGUUGUUUGUUUCUAUUAGAAAACAUGAAUUGAAUAUGGAGUCUGUCAGUUUGAAUAUAAAGAAGAUCAGGUUCCAUGUGUUUAAAUGGUCCUUUUUUUAAACUCUGUGUGUUUAUCUGGGUGUGUCAUUCCUCCAGCACUACAGAUAAUCAAGUGAUAUUUGGAUGUGAUGCAUUUGUUCCAUUGUUGACAUUUGCAUUGUUGGCCCACUGAUGAUUUAAUGAAAUGAAAAUGUUCAGACUCUGUAAUGGAAAAUGUUAGUUGUUUGUGUGUCCACAUAACUGAGUAUGUGACUAACCUUGUGAAACUGUCCUAUUAUAAUCUCCUGUUCUUGGGACUAUCAUUAUGUGUUGCAAACCAAUUUACACCUGUGUCCUUGUAUGAAUAAAGUCCCACCCAGGAAUAGGAAACUAUAAAGAUAUGUGCUCAUCACCCAAUGCUUCAGGAAUUCAGACUGUCUACACUGUUCUGUGUAACUCUGUUAUUCUCUCUGAGCUCAGAAAUAAAGAAUCUUGGUUUGA